Aureobasidium namibiae CBS 147.97 is the source of this 1704-nucleotide messenger RNA. RefSeq names its product acetylcholinesterase precursor. The transcript is spliced from 3 exons. Lineage: Eukaryota; Fungi; Ascomycota; Dothideomycetes; Dothideales; Saccotheciaceae. The record is from RefSeq and is a predicted model, not a curated record. The coding region runs from base 1 to 1704 and encodes 567 amino acids.
AUGAGAUUCAGCUAUGUAUUGAACGCCGCAUUGGCUGUUCCCUGCGUGACAGCUCUUGCCGUCGCUAGAGAUGCAGCUCCCCCGGGCCCUCCAGCUCCGCCUGGUCCACCUGCUUGUCCACCCACCACCCGCAGUCCUCCCAGUAACCCCCCUCCUCCACCACCUCCUGCUCCGCCUGCAAAGGUUGUUGCAGGUCCCAACUCUGUCAACCUCAAUGGAGGUUCCGUCGAAGGUUUCGCAGAUGCAAGCGGCAACUCUGUCUUCUUGGGCAUUCCCUUUGCCGAAACAACCGGUGGACAAAACAGAUGGAAGGCACCUAUUCCCAAGGGCCCGCUGAAGCCAGGACAAGUUCUGAACGCUACUGCCUAUGGUCCUACUUGCCCCCAGGCGAUCAGCAACACUCCUUACAGCCGUCAGGAUGAGGAUUGCUUGAACCUCAAUGUCUGGGCUCCUGCCAAUGCUGCCGGCAAGAACCUGCCCGUCUUCGUAUACAUGUACGGCGGUGCUAUGGUCACCGGAUCCAGCAGUAACGUCCAGUUCCAGGGAAACAACUUUGCACGCAAGGACGUGAUUUUCGUCAGCUUCAACACCAGAGAAAGCAUCUUCGCCUACCCUAACUCUGCCGAAUUGGGCAAGGAUGGCUCCCAGAACUUUGGUAUCCUCGAUGUGCAGCAAGCGCUUGAAUGGAUUCACCAGAACAUUGCUGCCUUUGGCGGUAACCCUGAUCACAUUGUGUUCGGUGGACACUCCUCUGGCUCGGUUCAGGUUGAUCAUUACCUCUGGAACAACCCUGAGUCAUGGCUCGUCGGUGCUGUCGAGAUGAGUGCUAACGCCGAGUCUGGUCCCGCCAUUACUCCCCUUAACCAAGGUCUUGACAUUGUUGCCAAGGACGUCGGUUGCGGUACUGGUGCUGGUCAGCUCGACUGUCUUCGCACCAAGAGCAUCUACGACAUUGAGACUGCCAAUUGGAACUCGACCUACAACACAUGGUUCUCUCCCAUCAUUGACGAGGUCACUCGUUUCUCUGAUUACGCCGGUCGCUUCGCUGCUGGUGAGUACGCUUCUCACGUUCCCCUCUUGACCGGUAACUCCGAUGGCGAGGGUGUGAUUUUCGGUCUUGUCUACGGCGGCGAGAACACCGACUUCAGCUCCUGGAUCAACACGUUCGAUGCUGAUGUCGCUCACAUCCCUGACGCCGAGCUGAUUGCCGCCUACAACGUCUCCGACUACGCAUCCGUGUCUGCCAUGAGCGGCCAACAGUACGGAGAUGCCCGUUUCUUCUGCCCUGUGGAUUACCUUCUCGAUCUCCGCAGUGCUAAGCAAAACACCUGGGCCUACCGUUUCUUCGGCGAGUACUGCAAUGUCGUCGGCUGCAUCGUUGGUUCUCCCACCCACGGAACCGAGAUUCCAUUCUUCCUUGGUGGCAACGAGUGUUUCUCGGCUCUGACCAACGUCACCACAGCUCAACAAGCUCUCGCUGACUCCAUGAACGACUGGUUUGUUCAAUGGAUCAAGAACCCCGCUGCUGGACCUGGCUGGGCUCAAGUCAAGCCCAAGAGCGGAACUCUUGCCAAGCUCGGUGUUCCUGGUGAUGAGCUUUCGAUUGAGAUUGGUCAGACUGGUGAUUACAAUGGUCGUUGCCAGUCUGUCUACGACCCUCUGCAGCCCAAGUACCCUGUUCUUAACAGCGUUAAGGCUCUGUAA